Molecule: messenger RNA, 1737 nt
Organism: Vairimorpha ceranae
Lineage: Eukaryota; Fungi; Microsporidia; Nosematidae
Product: ribonuclease z
Exons: 1
Coding region: 1-1737 (578 amino acids)
Biological process (GO): mitochondrial tRNA 3'-end processing
Cellular component (GO): mitochondrion
Molecular function (GO): 3'-tRNA processing endoribonuclease activity
Source: RefSeq, a predicted model, not a curated record
AUGUAUUCGUCUAUCAAAUUUCUAUCUACAAAAAGUGGAAAGUCUGUUGUGUUGACAGUUGAGUCAAAAUCUUAUAUUUUUAAUUUGUUUGAAGGAUUUCAAAGAUACUGUAUAGAAUCAAAAGUUCAUUUAAAAAAUAUUUGUGCUAUUUUCAUACCUGAUAAAAAAUGUAUUCCACCUCUUUGUGGAUUGUAUUUAACUCUUCGAGACAUGAAUGUUGAAAUUUUAAAGAUUGUCUGUAACUCGAAAAUACAACUUUUAAUAAAAAAAGCUUACACUUUUUGUCCACCCAAUAAAUUACAAAUACAAUUUUAUGAUUUGAAUUACGAUGAUGAAUUUAUUUCUGUAUCAAAAAAAUAUAUUUUACAAAUAAAAAAAUUUAAAGGACGUUUUCGUGUCGAAAAUGUUCCUAGUUGUAUACCAAAAUUUAUGUAUAAAGAUCUUGUGGCUGGCAAAAAGGUACAAAUAAAUGAUAAAGUCUAUAACGGUGAUGAUUAUAUGGAACCUGAUAUUAAAUUUAAAAAAAUUUAUCUUAUAAUUGAUGAUACGUUAACUCCAACCGAGGAAGAUAAAGUAAUUUGUUUUAAAAAAAAGGACUUUUUAAGAUAUCAAUUUAGAGAUCUGUGGUAUAUAAAUAAUCCUAAAACAAUUGACUUUAUUUCGCAGUACAAUUUACUUUCAGAGUUUAGCAAAAUUUCAUCAAAUUUUUUACUUCCUAGCCUUCCAAGGUUUAGAAAAAAAAUUAGCCGUCGUAAAUCUUUUUAUAAACGCGCAAAAUGGAAACACAUUUUUUUAUUUACAAGAAUUAUUAAUUCAAAUGAUUGUUUUAUUUAUAACAAAGAAGUUAAAGAUUUUGUUUUGCACAGAGAACCAAGAAAAAUAUUAAAUUAUAGUAACAAUAAUUUUUUACAGUACUCAGACAAAGAUUCGUUUGUACUCACUCUUGGUUCAGGAUGUGCAAUUCCAUCAAAAUAUAGAAAUGUAAGUUGUUUACUUGUUUCGAUAAAAAGCAAAGUUUUUUUAUUUGAUUGUGGUGAAGAUUCUUUAAAUCAACUGCUAAGGCUUAAUGGAUCUUAUAAAGUUUUACAAAAAAUCGGUACAAUUUUUAUUAGUCACUCACAUGGAGAUCAUAACCUAGGCCUUGUAAAUUUAUUGAGUAAAAUAAAACAUAAAGUUAAUCUUUUUGCUCCACAAUGUAUUUUAGAUUUUGUAUCGCUAUUUAACGAAAACAUUAAAUGUUUUGCAACGGACAGCGCAAAAGAAUUAGAACAAAAUUAUUACAAAUCUGUCGAUAAAAAAAGUAUUGAUAAUUACAUUUUACACUUUACAUUAGAUAAUUUUGUUUUUGUUUCAAUCUGUGGUUGUAAACAUAAUCUUGAUUCUUGUUCAGUAUCAAUUGAAUAUAAAAAUAUCAAAAUUUCAUAUUCAGGUGACACUAGACCAUCAUGUUUAUUUGCAGAUAUGGCUUGUAAUUCAGAUAUUCUUAUACAUGAAUCUACCUUUGAUAACGAAAAUGAGGAGAAAGCAAUAAAAACAAAUCAUUCUACACUUAAUGAUGCAUAUAAUAUAUUUUUAAGAUCUAAAUCUAAGGUUCUUUUGCUAACACAUUUUAGUCAAAGAUAUUCAAAAAAAUUUGAUACUUAUACACUUGGUAUACCUUGUUACGAUUUUUAUAAAUAUACUCUUGGAAAAAGUAAAACAAUAAAAGAACUAGAUGAAUUUUCGAAAAACAUGUAA